Messenger RNA from Lonchura striata (white-rumped munia), 3432 nucleotides. RefSeq names its product zDHHC palmitoyltransferase 3 (gene ZDHHC3). Lineage: Eukaryota; Metazoa; Chordata; Aves; Passeriformes; Estrildidae. Gene Ontology annotation, molecular function: palmitoyltransferase activity. The record is from RefSeq and is a predicted model, not a curated record.
CCGCGGCGGCGGCGGCGGCCACUGGGGUAGAUGCAAGUAUGGACAUAAUAGCCUAUGAUGAUUUCUCCAGUCCACCGCUUCAGAGAUAUUGAAAGGACACCUGAAUACCUCCAGCCGGAAAAGUGUGUUCCACCUCCUAGCCGCGCUUCCCUGGGAACAAUGUGGUUUAUUCGAGAUGGCUGUGGUAUUGCAUGUGCUGUCGUUACCUGGAUGCUGGUGUUCUAUGCCGACUUUGUAGUCCUUCUUGUCAUGCUAGUUCCAUCGAGAGAUUAUGUUUAUAGUGUCAUCAAUGGCACACUGUUCAACACCUUGGCUUUCCUCGCUUUGGCGUCACAUUUUCGUGCUAUGCUGACAGAUCCAGGUGCUGUACCCAAAGGUAAUGCCACAAAAGAGUUCAUCGAGAGUUUACAGCUAAAACCAGGACAGGUGGUUUACAAGUGCCCAAAGUGUUGUAGCAUCAAACCUGACAGAGCACAUCACUGCAGUGUUUGCAAGAGGUGCAUUCGGAAAAUGGACCAUCACUGCCCGUGGGUCAAUAACUGUGUAGGAGAGAAUAACCAGAAGUACUUUGUACUGUUUACAAUGUAUAUAGCACUGAUUUCCCUGCAUGCCCUAAUCAUGGUGGGAUUUCACUUCUUGUACUGCUUUGAAGAAGACUGGACAAAAUGUAGUUCCUUCUCUCCACCAACUACAGUGAUUCUACUCAUCCUCUUGUGUUUUGAGGCUCUCCUAUUUCUCAUCUUCACCUCAGUUAUGUUUGGGACCCAAGUACACUCCAUCUGCACUGAUGAAACGGGCAUUGAGCGACUUAAAAACCAGAAACCAACCUGGGAGAAGAUCAGUGGCUGGGAUGGAAUGAAGCUGGCAUUUGGAGGUGCCUUCUCCCUGGGCUGGUUCAACCCUUUCUCAAACCUGAACUGCGAGAGCCCAGCACCAGCUGAAGGGGUGGCAGCAGCUCCUGCGUCUGAAAUAAUGACCCAAGAAGAAAUCGAGCAGUUUCUGGCUCGAGAGGUUGCCAUCCAAAUAUUGCGUGAAUAAGCAAAGUGUCCAAGAGAAGCUUUCAGGUGUUUUUUUUUAAUAAUUAAUUGUGCUGGAGAUUUAAGGGUUGUUUUUUAACAUACUUUCUGGUGCAUUAAAAAAUUCAGGAGUAUUGGUCUGGAACAGACACUAAAGCACUAGCAGAAGCAACGCAAAUCUCCAGAGAGAGCUUCAUAAGUGAUGGGGUUCAUAAGCUCUUUUUCAGACUUGUGUGAACUGCUUUAUUGGUUUUUUCUUUCAUGGCGUUUAAGGACAUUUUAUAAUUGUCAGAUAGAUUGGCUCCAGUUCCCAGAAAUGUGCCAUCCUAGGGAGUCUGGCUAAUCUUUUGUUCUUACAGCCCUUUGGAAGACUAAAUGUGUGAUGGCAAGAUUAGCCAGCUCUGAAGGUUUUCUGGAAAAAUGCAUCCUCUUUAGCCCAUCCCAUCCCAUGGGUGCUGCUUCUGGGUUAUAAAUGUUGCUAGUGCACUGGUCUUAGCAGAGGUGGGAUGCAGGGCUAUGGGUGCAGCACAUGGAUGAGCUCACCCUGGGUGUGAUUCCUUUGGGCUCUGAAAUAUCUCCAGGGGUUAAUUUUUACCCUCUGUGCUUGUGAGAUUGGUGGUGCUUGUCAGAGGUGGUGGUGGGCUUGUGAUGGUGCCAGGCUGUCAGGAGCAUUGAGCCAUGGCCAGUGCAGCCAGGAAGCGACAAAUGUUGGCUGAGAUGCCGAGCUGCUGGUGCUGGUGGGGGAAGCUUUUCCCCGGGGCUGUGGUUCAUUGGCAUGUAAGAUGUGUGGAGUGGGAGCUGCCUGGCUGAGCUCUGCAGCCCAGGGAGCAGGGAAGAGUCUAGGCCAGGUACCAGGGCUAUUUUUACAGUGAAAGAGAGGGCGAUGUGAGCAUCCUGUGAUGAAGGUACUACCUCUCUCUGUUUGACUUGUCUAAUUUAGAUAUUUCUCUUUUUCUGGUACUUAGAGUUGGUAGAGAAUGAAUAGUGCCUCCUAAUCUAACUGGGUUUAACAUUGUCCUGCUAAUACAUGCCAUUACUCCAGGUUUCCUUACGCUAAUUUGAAGCCAAUCCCUGGGGGAUGCUGGUGAACCUGUAGAAGGAACACCUGUCACUCCAGGAGGGCAUCACUGCAGGAGGCAGUAGUUGCAGCAAAAUCCUGCAGAGGUGUUGCCAGCUGCUGCAUUCAGAUGCACUGCAAACACUUGGCAUCCUCCAGAUGCUACUUUUAAUUUAGACUGUUCUUCAUUUGUGUUUUUUAUUUCUUCUGUAAUAUGCCUUACAUUAAUUGUCAUUAAAUUUGCAGAAGACUAGAAAUAUACUAGAAUAGAAAUACUGUUUUCCCCCUACAGAACAUGCUUGCUUUUAUCUCCCUCUUCCCUGUAACCUGAACCAAAGAUAACUGCUUCCUCUCAAAAGGAAGAGAAAGGAGGUUUUGGGAUGAAAGUAUGGUAUUGUGAAAGACCUAUAUGAAGUUUUUAUUAUUUAUAGGAGUAAUAGCAAGUGGAAUUGGUGCAAGAUUUUUUUUUUUUUUCUGUUUAUUUUUAACCCCUCAGAAAGCAUCUUUGUGUGCAUUGAUUUUGUGCAUUCAGGGGAUAAGAUUCUCUCCUGUACUCGUCCUCUACUGCAGCAGUCCUUUUUUCUGGCAAAGGUGGUGGGAACAAAUGAAGUGCUUUGGCUGUUAGGAGCACAGCUUCACCAAAAUCCAGGGGGUAUUUCUGAAUAGUUGUCCCAUUCCCUGUUCCCUCUGGAUGCCUCUUUGUCAGUGAAAAGUAGAUCAAGAGAACAUCAUUAGGAAUUGCAUAUUUAUAACCUCUGGGAUAAAGGGAAACCCCCCACAUUUGAGGUGAAAGGAGAUAUCCUCAUUUAGACAUGAGGUCUUCAAUGUCUUUGCCCUGUGCAGCAGGGUGUUGAAGGAGGAAGCUCUCCUCUUUCUUCACUAGCCUAUGUUCAUCUCUGUCAGCAUCCCACAGGAAAGGGACAUCAGGGACAUACACAGGUGUGUAAGGGAUUUCCUGUAGGGAGCAAUGGGGAUGUUGAAAGAGGAAGACUGCCCUUUUUAGCUCAUGUUUUCUAAUUUUGUCCUGCUGCUCCACCUCUUCAUCCAUUUAACAUCCCUGCCUCUGGUGCUGUGUCUGCAGUGGGAAUGGUGCUACAGGGAGGAACUAGUCCGUGGCUGAAAAUCAUCUUGAGGCAGGUGUAUAGGGAUGUCAGCCUGGGAGAGAACCCGUGUGCUGCGUUCCAGGGAUGCUUCUCAGGACAGGGACCCUACUCUGGAUAGGCUUGGGUAGGCAUGGAUGGAGACAGCCUAAUUUCUCCUCCACUCUCAGACCUGGUUCACUUCAUCAUGAGAACAGUUUUCAUUUGCUCUGUUUCCCACCUCUCCUGUUGUUCCUCAGGUGCUGGAAUUUAUGUUGGG